CUCUACGUACUGUCUUCAACUCUCAUUCAUUUCAUUUCUCAAAGCUCAGUCAUUCAACUCCCAUAGCCCUGAUGAGAAGAAGCCUCCUCAAAACUCUUCCCCAUCUCUCUGCAACCCAUCUCCAUCUCCAUCCUCCUCCACCUCUCCGUCCGUACAAAAAUGGUUGGCGACUCCCACACCCCUCAAAACCGGGCCCCACAUCACCUUACACCUCACAUCCCAGGGGUGUAUUCGCCACCUCUCUUCCCCCACCACCAGAAUGGGUGGAACCCUUCAACGAUGUCUCUGACAUAGCCUCGACCCGCAAAAACCUCGACCCAUCUCCUUGGGUGGCCCAAAUUCUCAAUCUCCUUGAUGGGUCCUCGGCCAUGGGGGCCAACUUGGACUGUUUCUGUCGCAAGUUCUUGAUCAGGUUGCCCCCUAGCUUUGUUUCAUUUGUUUUGCAGUCUGUUAAACUUCGUGAGCAGCCCGGUAUUGCUUUGCAGUUCUUUUCUUGGGCUGGUAAGCAAAAGGGUUAUGCCCAUAGUAUUGAAUGUUAUGUGUCUUUGAUUGAGGUUUUAUCUUUAUGUGGUGAUGUCGAUAGGAUUGCGUGUGUUCUUAAGGAGUUUAAGGAGAUGGGUUUUAUGAUGACGGUGUCAGCCGCUAAUUCUUUGAUUAAGAGCUUAGGGAGUGUGGGAAUGGUUGAGGAAUUGUUGUGGGUGUGGCGUAGAAUGAAGGAUAAUGGGAUUGAUCCGGGUUUGUAUACGUAUAAUUUCUUGGUGAACGGGUUGGUCAAUUCGAUGUUUAUUGAGUCAGCUGAACGGGUUCUUGAGGUAAUGGAAAGUGGGAGAGUAGGACCGGAUGUUGUGACGUAUAAUACGAUGAUCAAAGGGUAUUGUAAGGUGGGAAAGAGGAAGAAGGCAAUGGAGAAGUUUAGAGAUAUGGAGGUGAGGAAUGUGGAGCCUGAUAAGAUUACUUAUAUGACUUUGAUGCAGGCAUGUUAUUCCGAUCGAGAUUUUGAUGCUUGUUUGGGUCUUUAUCAUGAAAUGGAGGAGAAGGGGUUGGAAAUUCCAGGUCAUGCUUAUUGUUUAGUGAUUGGUGCGCUUUGUAAGGAUGGGAAGUGUGCAGAAGGAUAUGCUGUGUUUCAAAGUAUGAUUCAGAAGGGCUGUAAAGCAAAUGUGGCAAUUUAUACGGCUCUCAUUGAUUCUUAUGCAAAAGGUGGGAACAUGGAACAGGCAAUAUGGCUUUUUCAUAGGAUGAAGAAUGACGGUUUUGAACCGGAUGAGGUUACUUAUGGGGUUAUUGUUAAUGGCCUGUGUAAGGUUGGGAGAUUGGAGGAAGCCAUGGAGUACUUUGAGUUUUGUAGCAGUAAUGGGGUUGUGGUAAAUGCUAUGUUUUAUUCUAGUUUAAUUGAUGGUCUUGGAAAGGCUGGGAGAGUGGAUGAAGCUGAAAGGCUUUUCGAAGAAAUGGUUGAGAAGGGAUGUACACGGGAUUCAUAUUGCUACAAUGCCCUUAUUGAUGCCCUGGCUAAGUGUGGCAAAAUUGAAGAAGCAUUAGCACUCUUUAAGAGGAUGGAAGAGGAAGGUUGUGAUCAGACAGUUUAUACAUUCACAAUACUUGUCAGUGGACUGUUCAAUGAGCAUAGAAAUGAAGAGGCAUUGACGAUGUGGGACAUGAUGAUUGAUAAGGGUAUCACACCAACUGCAGCUUCUUUCAGGGCUCUUUCAAUUGGCCUCUGCCUUUCAGGAAAGGUAGCUAGGGCUUGCAAGAUACUAGAUGAACUAGCUCCAAUGGGUAUUGUCCCCGAGACAGCUUUCGAGGAUAUGAUCAAUGUGCUGUGCAAAGCUGGCCGCAUUAAGGAGGCCUGCAAGCUGGCUGAUGGGAUUGUUGAUAGGGGUAGAGAAAUACCCGGGAGGGUUCGUACUAUUGUAAUCAAUGCCUUGCGGAAAGCAGGCAAUGCAGACUUGGCCAUGAAGUUGAUUCAUAGUAAGAUUGGGAUUGGAUAUGAUAGAAUGGGCAGCAUUAAAAGGCGAGUGAAGUUCCGGAUUCUGUUUGACAGUUGAGUCUUCCGCUAGAUUUUUUGCUAUGUAAUCGAAAGUUGGCAUCAGAGUGUCUACCCUGUAAAGAUAUGGAGCUGUUUUUGACCCAUCCAGUUCAUCCUUGUAGUUUAUAUAUUCAAUUAACAGUCAGAAUUUCCCAUAAAUUUUUGAAAUGCAUAGUGAGUUUUAUGAA
Alnus glutinosa is the source of this 2211-nucleotide messenger RNA. Its product is annotated as pentatricopeptide repeat-containing protein At1g03560, mitochondrial. The coding region runs from base 72 to 2042 and encodes 656 amino acids. NCBI's taxonomy places the organism in Eukaryota, Viridiplantae, Streptophyta, Magnoliopsida, Fagales, Betulaceae. Gene Ontology annotation, molecular function: protein binding. The transcript has a single exon. The record is from RefSeq and is a predicted model, not a curated record.